Molecule: messenger RNA, 4392 nt
Organism: Anneissia japonica
Lineage: Eukaryota; Metazoa; Echinodermata; Crinoidea; Comatulida; Comatulidae
Exons: 6
Coding region: 292-3582 (1096 amino acids)
Cellular component (GO): cell periphery
Source: RefSeq, a predicted model, not a curated record
UGGUUGUUACGACUCAACUUAUGACGUAGGAGAACAUUAGAUUGUACCAAACAUGAAUUUGGUUAGGUGAAUAUAAACAUAAAAACUAGUUUAUUCCUAAUAUUUUCAAAUCUGUACCAGUAUUAAACGAAAUUCCGGUUCUCUCUCAAUUUAUUGCAAUUUUGUGGACCUUUCACUUCAAAAUGCUCUUGCCAUACAGGCGUAUGUGAACAGUGUUGAGACCCAGUGUGUCAGUAAAUACAAUGUGACAGGCAUUAAUUGCAUCCAUAGCAAAGACGUGGUAGAGAUCCAAUGGAUAAGGACAGGCGAUGGAUACUUACCAUUUUCAUUUUCGUUUCGUUAGUUUAUGUUGGACAUGGAAUGUACGCUAUCCAGGCCCCAAUCGCACACAUGGCUUUCAGCAACAACAACGUCACUGUUACUUACAACCUGACCGACGAAAAUUUACCAGUUAUCGUCGUAGAAUUAAUAGAUGUCGAUACGAAUCAAUCAAUACAUCGUAAUCGCGUAACAUUUCCGUUGAUUUCCGGGUCGUUGGUGUACCCAUGCAACAUGUUUAUAAACGAAAGUAGCCUCAUGUUUUUGCUUCUGGAUGACAACGAUACUGUCGUAGCUCAGAGUCAAAUCCUCAGAGUUAUGGCUCCUAUGGUAGAUGUUGUCCCGCCAUCACCAAAGCUGUACACACUUAACGGAGAUGUCAUAGUGUCCAUUUUCAUGAAUCUUGAAAACGGUUUCUGUCCCAUAGACCAGUGUGAGCUAGAAUUUAUUGCCAGAUAUCGUAGGUACAACGAUUCUAAAUCGGAACAAAUGGAAGUAUAUUCGAAGCCAAUUAAUUACAACGAAUCAGCAGAAGUUACGUUAAACUGUGAAUAUUUAGACACCGCAGGAUUUUACACUUUUUUAGUAGCAACCAAGUCCGGGAGAAUAUUUGGAAUGAGCGCUAUAAUGGAAAUUAUGUGGAACACUAAGUAUAGUUUUAACGUGCCCUUAUCAAGUGUAUCGGAGUGUCCGACGACCAACGGGUUAGUCGUCUAUCACCAAGCUCCUCGCUGUGGCCAUGGCCACUCAAAUGAUAAAAUAAGAGUUUACGCGCAAAUUGAAAGUUUUUCUGAGACUCCGGGCACACUUGGUACUAUGGAUUACAUAAUGGAAAUCGAUACGACUAGUACUGAAUAUACUAUAGAUUGUUCUAAUUUUCACCACCGACACAGUAAUUACCACGGGUAUUGUUUUUUCUAUGUCAGCGUGACAAGAACUGGUGCUGUACACGAACAAGCGCAUAUUUGCGUACCCUAUUCUCCUUCGGAUAAUGCUACACCAGGCGGGUGGUCUGAGUGGGGGCAAUGGAGUAGCUGCACAGCCAGCUGCGGUACUGGGCGACAUCAUAGAACACGAGCCUGCGAGAAUCCACCUCCCAGUAAUGGUGGUGCCCCAUGUGUAGGUGAUAACGUGAAGACCGAAACUUGCAACAUCACCGCAUGUCCCAAAGUCGUUCUUCAACAAGAUCCGGAUGAGAAACAAUCAAACGAACCUUGUAGAUGCGGAUGUGUCUUAGAGAGCCCAUCUGGCGUCAUUGAUGCUUACGACAACAACUGCCGAUCUCAGGAGCUGACAUGGCUGAUCCAUGUGGCGAAAGGAUAUCGCGUCAACAUAACGUUCAAAUCGUUUGAUCUGUCAUCAAGUGGGCGCAUUCAAGAAUAUUUAAGGAUACGAGAUGGUCAAGAUUCUAAUGCCCCAAUCCUGCUGUUCGUCACUGGUACGCGCCUGCCAGUUCCUCUACUUUCCACUGGACAAUCGAUGUUCAUGGAAUACAGGAUAUACCGUUCAAACAGCUACCGACACGGAUUUCUGGCGUCGUUUAAUUCAACAAAGAAUGAUAAUGUAUUAGUUACCACAAAGAAGCUACCUGUGUCCAAGAACGUAGAUCAUGAUCAGUUUUCUGGAAGUACUAUAAUGACAGUAGGAAUCGUUGCAUGUGUUAUUGUAAUUUUUAUAACAGUCACUGCUGUAACUUACACUUACAUUAAGAGUGGUGUAAUGAUAGAAUGUAUACGAAACAUCAAACCACGAAUUAAAUCAGCGGAGUUUUCAAUUCCGUCUGAACAAGAUAAAUGUUCGCCGGUACAUCGUCCUUACAAGAGUGACUUGCCUAGUGAUAUGGACGACAGAGGGAACCCUGACGGAAAAGUCAGUGACAGAAGUCACAUCUAUCUAGCCAAGGAGGAGGAUCAUUCAAAUGAGUUCCCUCAUCGCCUUAUCUCCGUAGAAAGCGACGACUGUCGUAAAGACCCAUUGGGACAAGAUCAAUCGUUUACAGGAAAAAUAAAUGCUUCAUUCGACGACCGUUUUCCAGAUGGCCAAAGAAAUCAUAGGUAUUCGUUUACUAGUGAUGGUAGUCGCAGUAGCCGUCUUCAAGAUGUACAAAUUAAAUAUACAAUGCGGGAGAGACCAAGUGGAUAUUCUCGUCAAACCUCAAUCAAUAGCUGUGAUUCAUCUAACACGUUACCAUCAAACUUUCAAUUUUCAGCCCCGUAUAUCAAUCGAGAAGGAAACCUAACGCCACUUGGAUUUGCCAUUACCAGAAGUUUGAGUCUUAAUCAUGAGAAGAAUAGCCAACGUGAUGGUGAUAAAGAGGACCCGACUCAGCAACAGAGGUCACAAAGCACCUGUGGAAUUAGUAGUAUGCUACCGGAAACUCACUUGAUUAAUCUUGAUAAAUCAGCUACUCCUUCAGAAACACAGGUCGUUGUCCAUUCAGAAAAUGUGGAGAGCGAUACUAGGAGUCCUACAACUCGUGCUCCACGAAGGUUACCCGUGACUCCUCGACCAGCUUUCUAUGAAUUUCAAAUUGAACAACCGGAGCCUGAAUCACCUCAUCGUGCUGUCACUCCAAAUCGACAGAAGGUCCCAAAGACCCGUCGUUUGAGCUCAAAUAAAAACGUUGUUAUGACAAUCAACGAGGAAACCUUUGAAGCUACGAAUGAAGAGAGAAUAGGCGAAGAGCCAAUGAGUCCAUCGGAAAGUGUCGCUAGUGCCAUGUCUGUAACGAGGGAGUCACCACCUGGUGGGCCAGUGAGGCGUCUGAAACAGAAGGCAGCUAAACGGCAGCGCAAGUCUACCGAAUGUUUAUCAUCUGCUGAGUCGGAUGCGAAUGGUAUGAGAUUAUCAAUAUACAGCACAAGCUCACAAGACUGUAUGUUCAGUGAUGAACAACCGUCACCCAUGAGAAAAUACGAAGGGAAAGGUGAGAAGCAUAUGUGGAGGCAGGUAUUUCUAAGCGAUGAAAGUCUCACAAAGACCAUUUCUGAAAACGGGGAUGGGAGUACAAAUUCCAGUCCUACGCGUAGGAGGCUUCCUGAAACGCCGACCAAUCGCCCGAAUUCUUUUAAUAACAACAAAUUCCCAUCCAAUUCACAACUCUGCGGUGACAUGAUAAUAUAUCAAGAGGAAAAUGAACUAGAAUUCGAUAACUACAUGCCGAACCUGCCGGGGUCCUACUUUGAAGGCAACUUUAACUACCCCUCAGGAGAUUUGGGGUCUGACAUGGAUUUAUUCGAGGGUCUUGAAAUUUCGAAGGUUUAGGAACGUAUAGAGACAUUAGAGCAAUUAUAAACGUACUAUGAAUAGCAUAGCAACCAAAAUAAUGUUAGACGUUAAAAAGAGAAAAUAAUGCAACGAGCGUAUGGCAUAGAAUGCACAAUUGCAACAAGUAUUAUGAAAAUACUAUUUAUACAACACCUUCAUACAGAAUUGGCAAGUUUAAAAUGAAAAGAUGCAACACCAUCAAUUAUUGUCGUUGUCCAAUAAUUGAGUACUUCAUUUCUGCAAUGUUUCAUUAUAUUUGCGACUUUCCUCUCGGAUUGUUUAAAACAGUCACUUCAAAGAUGUAUUAAAACCAAAACAACAACAACAUCGAUUUGCUUUCAAACGCAUGAUAAUUCCAUACCGGUGUUCAAUGUAGAUGUGCAUACUAAGUACGGUAGUACUCGUAUUAGAUUGGUUUUAGAUUAUAAAGGUCUGGAUAUAUUAUAUUAUACAUGUUGUAUAUAUUAAUUGAUAAACUUUUAUUUUUUAUGUUUAAUACAUUUAAGGCCAAUACUGAUAGAAAAACUUUAAUGUAAAUCAUUUUAACGUUAUUGAUAUGAAUAAUAUUAAAAAAAAAACAACAACAGAAACAGUAUCUAUUUUUAUUCUAAAAUUAUUGUUGGAAGCCUGUGAAAUACAAUAUACAACUAGGAAUUUUAAUAGUCUUUAAAAUGUUAUGUAAUAUGGUUUAAAAAACGACAUAGUAUUAUAAUAAUUUGUUUACAUGUUAAUUGACUCAACCAACCAUGUGAAUUAAGAAGUAGAACGUUUUCCUGAAGUCAUGUAAAAUGUUCUUAUUAAAUUUUU